Messenger RNA from Lentinula edodes (shiitake mushroom), 1237 nucleotides. RefSeq names its product coiled-coil domain-containing protein 55-domain containing protein. The coding region runs from base 30 to 1172 and encodes 380 amino acids. The record is from RefSeq and is a predicted model, not a curated record. Lineage: Eukaryota; Fungi; Basidiomycota; Agaricomycetes; Agaricales; Omphalotaceae. Gene Ontology annotation, biological process: regulation of alternative mRNA splicing, via spliceosome. The transcript has 3 exons.
GUGUGCGCUAUAUUUUGCCAGAUUAGGUCAUGUCCAAGCUUUCCUUCUCUCUCAACAAACCGAAAACAGCUACCCCUGCUGUUACUGCCACUUUCAAGCAGCCUGCCGCAUUUUCUGCAUUUGACGAUGAUGAGCCAGUCGACGCCGCUCCCACAGCCAGUUCUUCUCGAGAAGGCGUCUCUGCGAACAAAAAGUUGCUCGCUCAGAAUGCCCUUACGUCUAAGAAGCUGAAGAAACAGAUGGAGGAGGAGAAGAAAGUUGAUUCAACGGUAUACGAAUAUGAUGAGGUAUGGGAUAAGAUGCAGAUGGCGAAAUUGCAACAGAAGGAGGUAAAGGAAGCAGAGUCAAAAGAGCGAAAGCCUAAGUAUAUCCAUGGCCUCCUUACCGCUGCUGCUACGCGGAGAUUGGAUCACCUUCGAGCAGAAGAGAAAAUGAUGCAGCGGGAACGGGAGCUUGAAGGCGACGAAUUUGCGGACAAAGAGGCGUUCGUGACACAGGCAUACAAGGACCAAAUGGAGGAAGUACGCAAGGCUGAAGAAGAAGAGAAAAGGAGAGAUGAACUCAAAAAAAAGCAGGGUAGAGGUACUGGAAUGGCCCACUUCUAUCGUCGAUUGCUUGAAGACUCGGAACAAAGCCACGAAGCUACAGUAGCUGCGACUCAGAAACCUAUCAUUGGUCCUCAAGGACCAAUGCCGAACAUGACCAUAACGAAGCCCCCAGAUCUUACUCCACUAUCGGACUUGGAACGUGCUCGAAUAGCACGUGGGGAAGGCAAAGAUGUGGAGUUGAACGACGAUAACCAGAUUAUCGACAAACGUGAUCUCUUGAGCGGCGGCUUGAACCUGUCCGGUACCAACACUCGUAAUCUCAAAACACGGUCUGCGAAUAAACCCGAACCCGAUUCGGAUAAUGUUCAAGUGCAUAGAGCGGUAGGGGUUGCGGCGAGCAGACAAGAGAUAAAGGAGAGGAGGAUGCGGGAAAUCGAACUUCAGAUGGAGGAAGAACAAGAGCGUGCCCGGAAAGAACAAGAACGAGAAGAGUACGAAAUGGCCCAGAGAAUCAUAGCAAAGAGGAAUAAUGAAGAGGAUGUUGAGAGUGCCCGGGCCCGUUACUUGGAGAGAAAACGGCGAAGGCUGGAAGAAGCUCAGGACGCAGGCGAACAAAAAUUGUGAGAAAUCUAUCCACAGUCCGCUUGUAGCAUAUACAUACAAUAUCUAUACAUGUGUACGACAUAAUU